AUGAGGUCUGCAUUGACUGCCGGUCUCGUGGCUUCUGCCUGGGUCGUUCAGCAGGCUGUCGCAACAAGCUGGAACGACUCUCCAGGCUUCCCCAGCGUCUCGAACACUGACAACAACUGCACCCCUGAUCAACAGCACGGCUUUGACUGGUCCGAUCUUCCAACAGGAGGGUUCAACAGCUAUGGUGGAUUUGGCUUCGGAGGGUUUUCGUGCCAGGAUUCUUUCAAGGCAGACGGCAAAAAGAGAUCUCUCCAGACCCGUACCAACUUUCAGUCGAAGUGCAUCCAAGGCAAAGUGGGCAAAUCCGCGAGCAGUGGUCCUAGCUUCUCGUGUGGCCAGGAGGAGAAGUUCUCCAUUUCGCACAUGGAUGUCUCUGUCUCCUUCGACACCGAGAUAGACUUCAUCUUCGGCAUGCCUGAUGGCUCGAGCUGCAAACAUACCGCGUCCUGCAGCGCCAAGGGCACGACCGUGGAGAACACCCAGUGCGGUGGUGCUCGCUCGGUGACUUUUCAAAUGCCUCCCAGCAGCAACAAGGAUGGCUGCGACAUUGGUAUCCAUUCCAUUGGCUUUGACUGCAACUCUCCACCCCCAUCUUCGUCGACGACUACACCCCCAGCCACUUCCACGACGAAGCCGGUGACAACAACCACAAAGCCUCAGACCACAACUACCACGCCGAAGUCUGAAACGACGACCACGACACCAAAGACCGAGACCACGACCACCACGCCCAAGGUCGAGACCACGACCACCACGCCCAAGGUCGAGACGACAACCACGACGCCCAAGGUCGAGACGACAACCACGACGCCCAAGACGACAACUACGACGCCCAAGGUUGAAACCACAACCACCACAUCCAAGGCCGACACCACCUCUACAACCAAAAGCAGUCCUGUCACAACCAAUAGCCCUACCACUACAACUUCUCCGGUACCUCAGACUACCACAACCAAACCUGUUGAGACUAGCACUGGAACGACGACGAGCCAGACAACUACCGAUGCAUUGUGCAAAGAAAAAGACUGCACUCGUCCUCCUCCCUCGACCUUGUCGACGGCCACUCUCCCACCAGUCACUCCCCCUACCUCAUCCUCUACAACUUCACCAGCCGGUCCUCCGCCGUCGCAGCCAACGUCGCCGUGCCCACCUCUACUCCCAUCGUGCCUGAACACCUGGCUGAGCAUCCUCCCCUCGUGCAAGUCCAACUCGGACACCAAAUGUUUCUGCCCGUCCCCCAAAUUCAUCGCCAGUGUUCAGUCCUGCGUCUCCGCGUGGGGUUCUUCCAACGAUGAGAUCACCGCCGCACUAAGCUACCUCGCCGGCAUCUGCGCGGACUUCGUGCCCCAGAACCCUGGCAUCUGCACUGGUGUGCCCUCAACCAUUACAUUGGUGCCUGCGCCCCCAACCACUGAGACCCAAGUGAGCACCGUCACCGCAACAGGCACAGUCACAGAGACGGCAACCAUCACCAACGGUGCAGGCCGGGGACCCAGACCCAACAUUCCGGGCUCGAGCAACGGUAUCGCCCCGCCUGCCCCAACACCUCCUGUCGCCAUCCCCGUGACGACCGUGACCUUCACGAAGACCCUGAGCGGCAGCACAUUCACCGCUACCGUUACAGUCCCGCAGGUCACGUUCGCCACCGUGGCACCCACUGCUCCUGGUGGGGGCAACGCUGGCCCAACACCUGAAAUCGGCCUGGUGCCUUGGCCUACAGCCACUCCGACGGGUGGAUCCAGCUCCUCUGGCUCUGGCAGCGGCAGCGGCAGCGGCACUGGCAACGGUUCAGGUUCAAGCUCAGGUAACGGCAGCGGUUCCUCGUCCGGUGGAUCUGGAUCUGGUGGAUUCGGCGGCAGUGGCAGCGGCAAUGGCACCAACGGCGGUGCGGCCCAAGGUGGUGCCUCUGCGUCGGCAUGGCCAUCGGCAACCACCGCCGCCGUCGCUGCCACGAGCUUCGCGCCCGCCGCCACCGGCACAGGCACAAGCACGGGCGUCAGCCCCGCCACCUUCACCGGCGCGGCGAGCAGACAGAGCGUCGCGUGGGGUGUCGUUGCCGGCGUGGUUGCCGGUGUUGCGUUUAUGGUUUGA
Molecule: messenger RNA, 2091 nt
Organism: Cladophialophora yegresii CBS 114405
Lineage: Eukaryota; Fungi; Ascomycota; Eurotiomycetes; Chaetothyriales; Herpotrichiellaceae
Exons: 3
Coding region: 1-2091 (696 amino acids)
Source: RefSeq, a predicted model, not a curated record